UCUAUCAAAUACUUUCAAAGUCAAAACAAGCAGAUCUAGAGCUACAAUGUCGAUGUUAGGCGGCCUAGGAAGGCUCGGUAUAGCCUCUGUUGGAUGUUUUGCAGCCUCCUACAUUGGAUACCAGAUAUACAGAAGAGAGUCUAGUCAAGCUAACAUCAAGGGUGAACCGUACGUGGUCCAGGCCAUGGGGAUACUGCAGGGUUAUGAUGUGGUCAUGGAAAGGCUGGGCAGUCCGCUGAAGAUGCACCAUAUAUCGUAUGAUCCAAACGACAACAAGGUUGAUGUGUUGGAUGGCAAAGCCAAGAUGAAGAUUCCUUUGACUGGAUCAAAGGGAUCCUCGGCAUAUUUGUACCUCUGGGCGACGAGACCUCCGGUCACUAUGGACACGCCCAGGAAGGAUAUUCCAGAAUGGACAGUUAACCAGCUUGACAUUGAACUCGGGCCAACGUAUCGCUGGACAUUCUACGUGAAUAAAGAUCAACUAGACAAUGAUAAAAUAGGAUUCGUUGAUGCUCAAAUUCCAGAUGAUUUGCCAACAAAUCCAUCAUGAAAGAUAGGACAUUGUAUGUGUAUUAUGUGAUGUUAAUUUUAGAAUUUAUUGUGGAAACCCAUUGGCUUCAGGACUGGACAAUAAGGGUAGCUCAAUAGCCUGAGACUAGUGAAAUCUCCAGCUGGUGUAGACAAUAAGGGUAGCUCAAUAGUCUGAGACUAGUGAAAUCACCAG
This is a messenger RNA of Mizuhopecten yessoensis (Yesso scallop), 724 nucleotides long. Its product is annotated as cytochrome c oxidase assembly factor 1 homolog. The coding region runs from base 47 to 550 and encodes 167 amino acids. Gene Ontology annotation, biological process: mitochondrial respiratory chain complex I assembly; mitochondrial respiratory chain complex IV assembly. Gene Ontology annotation, cellular component: mitochondrial inner membrane. The record is from RefSeq and is a predicted model, not a curated record. The transcript is spliced from 4 exons. Lineage: Eukaryota; Metazoa; Mollusca; Bivalvia; Pectinida; Pectinidae.